Molecule: messenger RNA, 3192 nt
Organism: Blastomyces gilchristii SLH14081
Lineage: Eukaryota; Fungi; Ascomycota; Eurotiomycetes; Onygenales; Ajellomycetaceae
Product: tyrosyl-DNA phosphodiesterase domain-containing protein
Exons: 8
Coding region: 478-2568 (696 amino acids)
Biological process (GO): single strand break repair; double-strand break repair
Cellular component (GO): nucleus
Molecular function (GO): single-stranded DNA binding; double-stranded DNA binding; 3'-tyrosyl-DNA phosphodiesterase activity
Source: RefSeq, a predicted model, not a curated record
CGAUGAUGUCAUGAAGACGUAGUAAUAGGCUCGUUGGUUGCUACCUCAGCUGGAGCCUCCAAACCACGUGAUAUCGAGUGUAACUAGGUACUUACAGUGGAAGCACACUACCUAUAGCCCCUACCGUCCAACAACUUCUACGUCUCGCUUUGUUGAUUUAACUAACACCUUGAGAAAAGCGGGCACGAGGAGAAGGAAACAGAUAGAUGUGGUUAGCAAUUUAGGGUGUGAUACAGACUGAUAUGGUUUAAAACAAAGGACCUUAAGCGGAUUGUGGUAUCUGGGAAGCUUCCUUAGACUCACUCUACCCCCCUACUCUGGACAGACACACAAGGUUUCAUGACUGUGAGAUACAGAGUGAUUCUUUCAAGACAUUUCGCUUCACUAUCGUUUAAACACUUCCUCAACACAAAAACAACAACGAGCCUCGUGACAGUAAUAACACCCUUUGCAACCAUAUGUUAACGGCAUUACGCGAUGGAUAGUCAUGACUUUUACGGUCAUGAUGAGGAUGAACUUAUGAGAGCUGCCAUCCGCGCAUCGUUAUUGGACGCAGCAAGACAGUCACCAGCGGUAGCAGCAUCCGCAGCGCCACCUCGCGAGUCCAAUUUUGUUGAUCUAACAGUUGAGUCUGACUCAAGCGACUCUUCGCAGUCAGAUCCCCAAAGAUUAGCAAGAGCUUCUGCUGGGUCGUUCAAGGAAGUGGUUGAGGGCUCAGACAUGGAGCUUGAAGAAGCGAUUAAGUUAUCGUUACAAAGGCGCGAUUCUUCGGGAAGUACCGGUGCAAAGGGGGAGGCACCGUCUGCCCUGGCUGAAAGGGGUGGAGAGAAGACAUCUCCAGAUGAUGCGGCGCCUGGCUCCACAAAAUCAAGUUCUCUAGUGGGUAUUUUGGGGAUGGAUCGCAAGAAGAUGGAGGAGGAAAGAUUGGCGCGACUUGGAAAGAAGCGGAAGGCUUCAAGUACAUCCGAGCUUCCUGCAUCGAAACUUGCUGCGACUAGAAGCAAGAACGAAGAUGCCGCUGUUGGAGCUGAAAUGCCUGGCCAUCAUCUACCUGGAAAUGCAGAGCGGAGCAGAAACAAAGAGACUACAAAAUCUGGAGUUCUGUCACAACCACUGCCAUUGGCGUCUACUUCAUUACAGUUCCCGAAUGGUGUAGUCAAGAAGACCUGGGCUUUUGGUUAUGAUAGGACAGGCGACGAUAUCAAGUUUGAAGAAGUGGUACAGAAAUCGGACCUUGAGCUCGCCGUCCUGAGUUCUUACAUGUGGAAUGUGGAUUGGAUGUUUUCGAAAUUUGAUAUUAAACAGACUAGGUUUCUCCUUAUCAUGGGAGAGAAGGAAGAAGACAAAAAACGGGAGCUUGAGAAUGACACGAAAUCAAUGGGAUCCGUCAGACUUUGUUUUCCUCCCAUGGAGCCGCAAGUGAAUUGCAUGCAUUCCAAGCUCAUGCUCCUUUUUCAUCCCAGUUACCUUCGAAUUGCAGUACCAAGCGCGAACCUCGUCCCAUUUGAUUGGGGCGAACAGGGGGGGGUCAUGGAAAAUAUUGUGUUUCUUAUCGACCUACCUCUGAAAUCACCGGAUUUAGCCAACGGACCUGGUACAUCAUUCCUCGAUGAUCUAGUUUACUUCCUUCAGGCGUCUAAUUUACACGACCAAAUUAUAAAGAAGAUGCUUCAAUUCGAUUUUAGCGCUACGAAGGAUAUCGCGUUUGUGCACACAAUUGGCGGAUCUCACACAGAUCCGAAAUGGAGAAAGACGGGACUGUGCGGACUUGGAAGUGCCAUAACCGCACUGGGUCUUCAAACCACUCGUGAUAUAAACCUUGACUACGUUACUUCCUCAGUAGGCUCACUGAACGAACAAUUUCUGCGAUCUAUGUAUCUUGCAGCACAAGGAGAUAGCGGGCUAAAAGAGUUGACCCUUCGCACAUCCAAGAGGUUCCCGUCCGAAAACUGGGGAGUGGUAACCAAAAGAACGGACGGUGGAAAGUGGAAAGACAAAUUCCGUGUCGUUUUUCCAUCGCUUGACACGGUUCGGAAGUCCAAAGGCGGCGCGGAGAAUGCUGGGACGAUAUGCUUUCAAUCAAAGUGGUAUAAUUCAGCGACAUUCCCGAAAGACAUAAUGAGAGAUAAUAUCAGUCGAAGAGAGGGAUUAUUAAUGCAUAACAAGAUACUUUUCGUCCGUCCCGAGAAACCCAUCACCAGCUUAAAGGACAAUUCCACCCGCUACGCUGGUUGGGCAUACGUUGGCAGUGCAAAUCUAUCAGAAAGUGCCUGGGGCCGCCUCGUCCUCGACCGCUCAACCACCAAACCAAAAUUAAACUGCCGAAACUGGGAAUGCGGUGUCGUGAUCCCCAUUCGCCACAACGAUGCAGGAAAGCUAUCAUCCAUCCCGUCGACUGGUAGAACUGCUACUCUCCUCGCUAAAUCCGAGUCGGAGGACUCCAGCGCCAACUCAGACGACGGGUCAGAGGUCACUACUGUGUUCGAGCCGACAAUUCCCGUUCCGAUGAUUGUUCCUGCACCGAGAUAUCACGGGCGUAAUAGACCGUUUUUUUAUAUGGAGGAUUGAUUAAUUUGAUUGUACAAUGUCGGUUAUUUGGUGCUAUUUCCUUCUCUUCCUUCCGGUCUCUUAGCGACUGGAGCGGCAACGUAAUUCAUAACACAUGCACUGUGUUUCUUAUUCAUCAAUACGGUCAAUGGCGGGUGGCUGUUAAUGUGACUUUCGGCCUAUCCCUCGCCCCCUUUCCCCAGCAGUUUACAUUCUCUAUGCCUGAGGCAACCGACGAAGCGAAAUACCUUUGAUAACUUGGACAAUAAAUUUCCACUUCAUUAUUAUCUUGGGACAGUUCAGAUCAUGAUAAAAUGAAGAACAUGUGACUACCCCAGCAGGAAAAAAAGAAGACAGGCAGUGGCAUUAUUGAGUGAAUAAAUUGAAACAGGACAAAAGAAAAUCUCAUGACACGCAAAUAGAGUUGAUUAAACAGUGGAACAAUUUGAAAUCAGUGGGCACCAAGUCAUAGUAGGCUGGAAUCGUGACUGGCUGUUGUUAACUUUCCCAUUUCCAAGUGUAUUACCAUGCCAUGAGCGCAUAUCCCGAUUGUUUUGCGGUCAUGCUUUCCGCAUAAUAGAUCGUAUCUGUAGCUUAAUGCGCUGCUUCAAAUUUUUGUAAGUGAUAAAACGAAUUCUUGCCUUG